AUGGAGCCACUAUUCACUUGCGUCUCCAAUAACGCCCAUCACCUUUACACCCUGCUCUCCUGCAUUGGCUUCGCCUCUAGAGCGACUGUGCAAAUCACCCCCGACGGCCUUCGAUUCUCAGUAGAGGAAGGUCGCGUUAUCCAAGGCUUGGCUUUUCUUGACAAAAAUCUUUUUAACAGCUAUUCCUUCACCCAAUCGACCGACCCAAAGGACGUGGAAUCAAAUGAGAGUGACGAUUCCUCAAAUGGAGUUGCAUAUCCUCAUUUCGUUGUUUCGCUUUCCGCUCUCCUCGAAACAUUGAAAAUCUUUGGUAUCAACGACCUCAAUGAGCCCAAUGGCAUCCGAGAUACUAGUUUCCCGCAAACUAACCCGGCGUCAAGCGCAUUUAGCGCACCUGCUUUGCUUAUGGAUCGCUCUUGCACCUUGCAAUACGCACAGCAUGGAGCUCCAUUAAGCAUUGCCAUCACCGAAGCAGGUGUCAAAACUACCUGCGAGCUUGUGACCUAUGAGCCGGAGGAUAACGAAACCGACAUACCCCUUCAGCGUGACGCCAUCAUCAUGAAGAUCAUCAUGCGCUCAGCCUGGCUUCAUAAUGCCAUCGCCGAACUGGACUCAUCGGCCCCAACAAUCCUCAAGAUGUCUGCGUGCGCUACACGAGAACCAUAUUUUGCACUCGCCGGCGCCGGUGGUCCGUUUAGCGAAUCGACUGUGGAGUUCUCUGUUGACCAACACAAUGAGAUUGUUGGUGGUGCAAGCCAUGCUGGUCAACAAUCGCAGUCUCACAAGGUUCUAGCCGACGAUGGAUCAUCGCGGGUACGGGCAACGAGGGCAAAGCUAGCACCAACUGUCACUGAAACUUUUCUUGUGGCACCGCCAGCUUCGAUGGGUGAGCGAAUCAAGCAGAGCUUUCGCUUCGCUCUCAUCAAAAAGGCAGCCCGCGCCAUGUCCGUUGCAAACAAAGUCAGCAUUCGAGGUGAUCGACAAGGGGUGCUCAGUUUGCAGUUUAUGAUCGAAUUGGAUGGUAACAAUGCCGCCGGGAGGCCUGUUGGGGCGGGUGUCAAAGCUCCUGCCGGCCCAGUAUGCUUUGUGGACUUCCGUUUUGUACCACUGCUAGAUGAAGAGGAGGCUGAUAUGGAUAUGCCGGCCGGCAAUGAAUAG
Molecule: messenger RNA, 1158 nt
Organism: Penicillium argentinense
Lineage: Eukaryota; Fungi; Ascomycota; Eurotiomycetes; Eurotiales; Aspergillaceae
Product: putative DNA repair protein Rad1
Exons: 1
Coding region: 1-1158 (385 amino acids)
Biological process (GO): DNA damage checkpoint signaling; DNA repair
Cellular component (GO): checkpoint clamp complex
Source: RefSeq, a predicted model, not a curated record